CAAAACAGAGAAAAGAAAAGAAAAUCUCACUGAUGAUGUAAUAAACGUAGUCUCUUUCUCUCUCUCUCUCUCAAAACUGGCAACACUUUCGUCGGUUAACUCCUUGCUGAAAGCUGUGUUUCUCUCUGUAUAUUAAAAUAAGUUGAAACACCCAAACACAAGGCAGCUUCUCUGUUUUGCUGUUUCUCUAUUUAGCUGCUUCGAAAAUUCAACCUUGGUUUUGCUUUAUCUCUUUCUUUUGCUUAUAGGUUUUAUUUUUUAUUUUUAAGAAUUGGUUUCUAGUCUUGUGGCUGAGGUUGAAGUGACACCACUCAGGAGUUUCAGGUGACCCCGCAAAAGUAAUUAAUGUAAAUAUCGUUGUCUUUUCUUUCAUUGGAAUUUUUGUAUAGGAGAUGUUUGUUGAGCUGCUUCAUCUUUAACCGGGUCUCUGUUUUUGUUCUGUAAUUGUGUUCUUUUUGGCAUUCAAUUCACGUGCAAUGAAACUUCAUAUUUGCUUAAUUAUCAGCUUUUUUUUUUUUUUUUUCUUUUUAAGCCUAUUUGUUUUGUUCCCAAAUUCAACUUCUUAUUGCUUUCAAUUUUCAAGUUCAAUAUUGUGUUAGAAGAGAUUAGGGAAGUACUAACUGUUGAUUUGAUUCUUGGUUUUUUUACUUCUUGACUUGGGGUGAUGGGUUUCAACUAUUUCUUGGUUUUGAAGGAUAAAUUUCAAGUGAAAACUAUAGUUUUAAUCUUGGGUUUCGAUCAUUUAGUGUUAUUUCAUGUUGGUUUUGUUUUUCGGACCUAGUCCUGGUGGGGAUUUGCAAAUUUUUUGGGGUUUAAUAGAGAGAGCGAUAAUUAUUUGUUAAAAGCCAGGGAAUUCAAUCAGCAUCGACUAUGGAUGUGAAUUCGAGAACUGAGAUUGAUGAGGACGGUGACAACAAUAGAGGCAGUAUGUGGGAUUUGGAUCAGAAACUUGAUCAGCCUAUGGAUGAGGAAGCUGGAAGGCUUAGAAAUAUGUACAGAGAAAAGAAAUUCUCGCUGCUUUUGCUUCUUCGGCUUGCAUUUCAGAGUCUUGGUGUGGUUUAUGGGGACUUGGGUACUUCUCCAUUAUAUGUGUUCUACAAUACAUUUCCUCGAGGAAUAAAAGAUCCGGAGGAUGUAAUUGGAGCUCUUUCUUUGAUUAUAUACUCUCUUACUCUCAUCCCACUCCUCAAGUACGUCUUCAUUGUGUGCAGAGCUAAUGACAAUGGUCAAGGUGGUACAUUUGCUCUUUAUUCUUUGCUUUGCCGGCAUGCAAAAGUAAAAAUUAUUCCAAAUCAACACCGGACAGAUGAGGAGCUAACAACAUAUAGUCGUUCUACCUUCCAUGAACAUUCAUUUGCUGCUAAAACUAAGCGAUGGUUGGAAAGACACCAUUCCAGAAAGAAUGCACUUCUUAUUCUUGUUCUUGUUGGCACUUGUAUGGUGAUUGGGGAUGGGAUUCUCACUCCCGCUAUAUCUGUGUUUUGUAGAAAAAUCACAUGGAUAUAUUUUCUGGGUACCCUAGUUCUUUCAGCUGCUGGUGGGAUCAAGGUAGACCACCCCAAUAUCAGUAAUGAUAUAGUUGUAGUUGUUGCAGUUGUAAUAUUAGUGGGUUUGUUUUGCAUGCAACACUAUGGAACAGAUAGAGUUGGCUGGCUCUUUGCUCCUAUUGUGCUACUUUGGUUUCUGUUAAUUGGGGGUAUUGGCAUAUUCAAUGUCUGGAAGUAUGAUAGCAGUGUUGUGAAAGCUUUUUCACCUGCAUAUAUUUAUCGAUAUUUAAGAAGGGAAGGUAAAGAUGGCUGGACCUCCCUUGGAGGUAUUAUGCUUAGCAUAACAGGUACAGAGGCCCUUUUUGCGGACUUAGCCCAUUUUCCAGUUUCAGCCAUACAGCUUGCUUUUACAGUAGUUGUAUUUCCAUGUCUUCUUUUAGCAUAUUCUGGACAAGCUGCUUAUCUCAUGCAAAACUCGGAUCAUGUGAUUGAUGUAUUUUAUCGUUCUAUACCAGAUAGCAUAUAUUGGCCAGUGUUUAUUGUUGCAACUGCAGCUGCUAUAGUUGCAAGUCAAGCUACAAUAUCUGCAACUUUUUCAAUAAUCAAGCAGGCUCAUGCGCAUGGUUGUUUCCCUAGGGUCAAAGUUGUACAUACAUCAAAGAAGUUCCUUGGUCAGAUAUAUGUUCCUGAUAUAAAUUGGAUUCUUAUGAUUCUUUGCAUUUGUGUGACUGCUGGGUUCAAGAACCAAAGCCAAAUUGGAAAUGCCUAUGGGACAGCUGUGGUGAUUGUGAUGCUAGUAACAACAUUCCUCAUGUCUCUGAUCAUGAUACUAGUGUGGCGCUGCCAUUGGAUUCUUGUCCUGCUUUUCACAGGCUUAUCACUGGUUGUGGAAUGUAUUUACUUUUCUGCUGUACUCUUCAAAGUUGAUCAAGGUGGGUGGGUUCCCCUGGUGAUUGCUGCGGCCUUUCUUGUAAUCAUGUAUGUUUGGCAUUAUGGUACAGUGAAAAGGUAUGAAUUUGAGAUGCAUAGUAAGGUGUCAAUGGCAUGGAUCGUUGGGCUUGGCCCCAGCCUAGGACUGGUGAGAGUUCCUGGAAUUGGACUUGUGUACACUGAAUUAGCUAGCGGGGUUCCCCACAUCUUUUCUCACUUCAUCACAAAUCUACCUGCUAUCCAUUCUGUUGUCGUAUUUGUAUGCGUAAAGUAUCUUCCUGUCUACACAGUUCCUGAAGAAGAGAGAUUCCUGGUCAAGCGUAUUGGACCAAAGAAUUUUCACAUGUUCCGUUGUGUUUCAAGGUAUGGCUAUAAAGACCUACAUAAGAAAGAUGAGGAUUUUGAGAAGAAACUCUUUGAUAACCUCCUCUUGUUUGUCCGGCUCGAGUCUAUGAUGGAAGGGUGUUCAGACUCCGAUGAGUAUAGUUUAUACAGUCAGCGAAUUGAGCAAUCAAGAGAUGCCCUGUUGAAUAAUGGAAAUACAACAUCUGCUGCAGUAGAUUCCAUAAUUUCAUCUGUUGACUCGAUCGUGCCAGUUAAAUCACCUGUAAAUGCAAAUUACACAAUUAGGUCAUCAGGUCAAACAAGCAGCCAAAUGGAGGUUGAGGAGUUACAAUUUUUGAAUAAUUGCAGGGAUGCCGGGGUGGUGCACAUACUAGGGAAUACAGUGGUGAGAGCAAGGAGGGAUUCAAGGUUCUACAAAAAGAUAGCUGUUGAUUAUAUUUAUGCAUUUCUUAGGAAGAUAUGCAGAGAGAACAGUGUGAUUUUUAAUAUUCCUCACGAGAGUCUCUUGAAUGUGGGACAGAUAUUCUAUAUAUAAUAUAUAUAUAAAUAUAUAUAUUUCAUUGGUUAAUACAAGCAAGGCAAACAUGUUUUUAUGUCAUAAUUGGACUAGUUUUCUAUGAUGCA
Molecule: messenger RNA, 3386 nt
Organism: Hevea brasiliensis (rubber tree)
Lineage: Eukaryota; Viridiplantae; Streptophyta; Magnoliopsida; Malpighiales; Euphorbiaceae
Product: potassium transporter 11
Exons: 9
Coding region: 871-3297 (808 amino acids)
Biological process (GO): potassium ion transmembrane transport
Cellular component (GO): membrane
Molecular function (GO): potassium ion transmembrane transporter activity
Source: RefSeq, a predicted model, not a curated record